AAGGCUGAUUCCAGGUCAGUGUGCUGCUUUACAGCGGUGAAGACAGAGAACAAGUGGAUUACAGCGAUCAGACACCGAGCCGAGCGCCUUUCCUGACACCGGCUGCUGGUUUACAUUUCAGCAGCUGGUCAAAAGCCUCUCUGGAGCUCAGAUUUGGACUUUACAUCAAGCUUGAGGCUCUUCAUGGUCACGUGCAGGACUGCUUUGAUGUUAUGGGAGACCCCAAAACAGAGGAGGCCGCCAGGGUCUGGUCUGAAAGCACAGACGCCAUCGUCAACCCUGACCUGUCUGUUUCUGAUGAGAACCAGAACAGGCUGAAGGAGACAGAACCUGCAGACUGGGGAGCAGCGAAACAGGACAUGAUGAGUAACAACCCAGAAGAAAAACCCGAGAAUGAAAUCACAAAGCUCUCCUUAGAUGGAAGUCAUUUCUGUAGGGCUCCUGGCCCCAGCCCCUCUUUGCUGGCUGCCCUGCGCUCAUUGGGUGAACACAGUGAUCACAUGCUUCUGCCCCACUCCUUACACCAGAUCGCAGAAGCGUACUUCCUCGAAGAGGACUCAGACACAUGGGCCGUUCAGUUUCUGCGUUUGGAGCGGCUGUACCACGAGAGACUGCUCUCCAACUUGGCCUCCCUGCAGCAAGAGUGGGAAUCCCAGUGGAAGGCUGACGCUCAGGCCAAUAACGACACCCCUGUGAAAACAGAUGGCACUGAUGCGGAGUCAAAGUCCAUGGACUCUCUGAGCCACAUCUGCAGGACACACCAGAGACCUAAUCGCACUAUGGAAAAGGAUGUGGUUGACCUGAUGCUGAAAAACAGCCCAAAGCAAGUUCUAGUGAACAGCACGAAAGUUCAGGAGAUGACUAGCAGAACCUUCGCCAAGACAGACGACGCCCUGCGGCCACAUACUGAACCACAGGAGGGGGAGGAUGAAGGAGAGAAUGAGGAGGAGGAGGAGGAGGAUGAAGAAGAGGAUGUAGAAGAGGUUCUGAUGGAUAAGGGUUUGGUGGAAGAGGUCCAGGGGGAGGAGGAGGAGGCCAGAGGAGAACCACUGCGGGGGGAAGAGCUGGCUAAACUCAUCGAAGUUGAAGAGAUGUUUCCUUCCAAUGGCCUGGUUUCCAUCUUGAAAAAAAGAGCAUGUCAAGAGGAAGAUGAUCCUGCUAACCGCUCUCCAUCAAGAAGCUCCUUCAAACGCAAAGUCCGGUUCAGUGAAAUGGCAGAUGGACUUGAUAAUGAUGAAGUGGGCGGAGCCUCUUGUUUGGUCUUCCUCCUCCUGUGCCUGGUAACUGUGGCGAUCAGCAUGGGCGGGACUGCACUCUACUGCCUACUGGGCGGGGCUUAUUCAAAUGUUUGUGCGGACUUCUCACAAAAUAUGGACUUCUAUUUUGGACCUAUAUGGCGCAGUGUGGACACUAUCAUACACUGGUUUUCUCUCAGCUCAUCGUAGCCCCAUACGUAUGAGCAUAACUAACAUACCAAUACCAUGUUGGUGUUACUAAUGUGCUGAGGACACACAGAUAAUCUGGGCAGUGGUCCUAUGGUGGUCCCAAUGCAUUGAUGGACAUAGUUGAGGGUGUGCAGCAACAGAUGGGCUGCAGUUAAAAGUGCACCUUACUGUAGGUGAAUCCAAUAAAUGGACAAUGAAUGCAGGUACAAGAUACAUGUAGCUAAUAAACCGGCAACUCAGUGUGUUGCACUGCCGUUGAA
Messenger RNA from Colossoma macropomum (tambaqui), 1705 nucleotides. It is a transcript of the gene cnstb, whose product is annotated as consortin, connexin sorting protein b. The record is from RefSeq and is a predicted model, not a curated record. Gene Ontology annotation, cellular component: trans-Golgi network; transport vesicle; plasma membrane. Gene Ontology annotation, molecular function: connexin binding. Lineage: Eukaryota; Metazoa; Chordata; Actinopteri; Characiformes; Serrasalmidae. Gene Ontology annotation, biological process: positive regulation of Golgi to plasma membrane protein transport. The coding region runs from base 213 to 1445 and encodes 410 amino acids. The transcript is spliced from 11 exons.